This is a messenger RNA of Blastomyces dermatitidis ER-3, 480 nucleotides long. Its product is annotated as monothiol glutaredoxin. The record is from RefSeq and is a predicted model, not a curated record. Lineage: Eukaryota; Fungi; Ascomycota; Eurotiomycetes; Onygenales; Ajellomycetaceae. The coding region runs from base 1 to 480 and encodes 159 amino acids. The transcript is spliced from 3 exons.
AUGGCUGCUAGGAUAGGCAUGAGCCCUCUUUUUAGGGCUCUCCCCAGGCCGACAUCCGCUUUCCGCAGACCGCCGCCAUUCCUAAAUACUCUCCCAUCCCAGAUCCGCCUGCUUUCCGAUGAAACAAGAGCUGCCAUUGACAAAGCAGUGGCAUCUGCGCCGGUUGUUUUGUUCAUGAAGGGUACCCCAGAAACGCCGCAGUGCGGAUUCUCAAGAGCAAGCAUACAAAUUCUUGGACUCCAGGGAGUAGAUCCGAGGAAGUUCACCGCAUUCAAUGUUUUGGAGGAUCCGGAGCUGAGGCAAGGUAUUAAAGAAUAUUCGGACUGGCCCACAAUCCCGCAGGUGUAUCUAAACAAGGAGUUUAUUGGCGGUUGCGACAUCUUGAUGUCCAUGCAUCAAAACGGGGAGCUCGCGAAGCUCCUGGAAGAAAAUGGGGUCCUUAUUCCUGCCGAAGCGGAAAAUGAAGCGCACAAAAAAUGA